Messenger RNA from Anguilla anguilla (European eel), 1371 nucleotides. Its product is annotated as small integral membrane protein 29-like. NCBI's taxonomy places the organism in Eukaryota, Metazoa, Chordata, Actinopteri, Anguilliformes, Anguillidae. The record is from RefSeq and is a predicted model, not a curated record. Bases 614 to 919 code for a protein of 101 amino acids. The transcript is spliced from 6 exons.
UAUUGAUCGCUGAACUCUUCUGUGAAGAGGGAAAAAGAAAAACAAUUAUUGAUUUAAUUGUUACUUUAAGGUCAAACGUUGAUUGAAUACAGGACCCCGGUCUACCCCUUGCUGGUUUUUGCUACGCCCAAACUAUAAUUCGUUAUGUCUAUUGAGGGAUCAUUUUCCAUCUGAAAGCAACGUGUGUCACAAAUUGCAAGUCUGUCAUUAGUUGUUUUCAUUUCUAAUGAUUUAUUAUAUAAAAGUAUAUUCAUUUUGGAAGCUUAAUUAUUAGGAAGAGGUCGUGUCGAUCACACUGCUUUUGUUUCGAGCCUCGUUGGCUGUUUGACCUAAGCGAAGUUUCCUAUCGCUGCUGACCCAGUGCACUGGGAUGUACCUCAGCGGAGGAAAUGGUUAACUGUCAUUGGACAUCCUCCUGUUUUCCGGGAUAGUCGUUUUUAGGUGUGCAGUGACAUUCAGGAGACAUGUGACUGUUGUGGAUGAGGUGUGAACAGCUGGAGAGAAACCGGAGGAGACUGGACUGCAGCGUUUUUCUGUUAGGAAUUCUUGUGGGGGGUGGGUGGGGGUGCUGGACUGCGCACACACCCCUCAACACUCAUCAAGACAUUGCAACAUGAACACUACCUCCUCCUCUGAAGAGGGAGAUGGCAUUAUCCACUAUGUGCUGCUGCCAAUCUUCUUCAUCGCCAUCGUCGGGGUUUCUGCUGCUGGGGUGCUGUACAUGUCUAAGAAGAGAAGGAUCGAUCGAUUGCGUCACCAGCUGGUUCCUGUCUAUACGUACGACCCGUUGGAGGAAGAGGAGGAAGAGGAGACGGAACGGGACGUCCUGUUGAGGAGCGAAAAUGCAGAGGCGAUUCAGGGCUGGACAGGGUUCUAUCAGCAUCAGCACCCCCUACUGGUGAAGAACGGAAGUGCAUGAUAAGCUGGUAAUGUGCUGAAGCCAGAUAGCAUUGUAGUCAUGCAUGAGGACCACACCCACUUCUCACACGGUCUUUCCUUAUCCUAUUUAAUCCUCUGUACUGAACAGGAAUAGUUUCUCAUGAGUGACACACCUUUCCCUUUACCUCACCAUUACUGUGUAUUGGUGUAUUUCAGAAUUAUUUAAUAUUUAUAAUUAAAAAAACCCAGCUUGAAUCAGAUUGAAUGAACCAAAUCCAAAAGUGGGUUGCAUACCUUUUUUAGUUACAUCUGUGCAGUGAAUAAAAUUUUUUAAAGAAGUUUCUUUAAUACUGUAAUAUGAGCACCUUUAACAGAACAGAAAUACAGAUAUACAAAGAGAAAGACAUCUUGCAGAAAGGUACUGUUUACAAACAUAAAACUGUCCCUCCAGGGAAAACGAGCAGUAAACUGUCAAAUUUUUUAAAUCUUUUU